Molecule: messenger RNA, 990 nt
Organism: Ctenopharyngodon idella (grass carp)
Lineage: Eukaryota; Metazoa; Chordata; Actinopteri; Cypriniformes; Xenocyprididae
Product: microfibril-associated glycoprotein 4-like
Exons: 4
Coding region: 150-872 (240 amino acids)
Biological process (GO): elastic fiber assembly
Source: RefSeq, a predicted model, not a curated record
GACCCUACUGAGGAGAGAUUGAGAACAUGGCAGUACGUUUAUUGGUUUCCUUCAUUGUGUCAAUCACAUUUUUUGUGACGAUUCCACCUUCAUUUCAGUGUGAUGUUCAUCUCUUGAUGUUCAUCUCUUUCUCUCUGUGUCUCUUGUAGAUGAGGCUGUUUUUUGUGGCUCUUCUCCCUGUUGUGUUGGGAGGUGACUGUAAAUUAAUGCCAUUCGACUGUUCUGACGUCUACAACUCUGGACAAACAGUCAGUGGGAUUUACUCCAUCUAUCCAGCAGGUGACACUCCUGUCUGGGUUUACUGUCACAUGAUCUCAGGUGGGAAAGAUGAAGAUAAAGGAGGAUGGACGGUGAUUCAGAGGAGAAUGGACGGCAGUAUUAAUUUCUAUCGGCCGUGGAAUCAGUACAAGAGAGGAUUUGGGAAAGUGGAGAGUGAAUACUGGCUGGGGCUGGAGAACAUGUACCAGCUGACACGUAACAGGAAGUACAUGCUGAGAGUGGAUCUGGAGGACUUUGAAGGAAGGAAAGGUUUUGCUCUGUACUCGUCCUUCUCUGUGGGUUGUGAAUGUGCCGGAUAUCAGCUGCAUGUUUCAGGAUUCACUGAUGGAGGAGCAGGCGACUCUUUAUCUGGCCAUAAUGAUCAGAAGUUCACCACCUUUGACAAAGACCAAGACAUCUAUGGGAACAACUGUGCCAAACUACAUCUCGGGGCAUUUUGGUACACAGCCUGUCACAGAACAAACCCCAACGGUGUGUAUUUGUGGGGAGAAGAUGAUACUCAUGAUGCCAUUGGUGUUGUUUGGUCAAGCUGGAAAAACAAUUUCUCUGUCAGUAUGAAAUCCAUCAGCAUGAAGAUCAAACGUGUGUCUUAGAAACAUUACAGUGCUUCUGAAGGGGAAACAUUGGACUUUCUUAUCUCAUUUUACAACAUUUCACUGUAACUAAGCAAUCAUAUGUUAAUGUCUUUGAAAUGUAUGUUGGCUGUUGGUG